AUGCUUUAAACUAGACACUUGCGCUCAAUAAUUUUAGUGAAUUAAGGUAGUUUAGGAUAGUGAUUUAAACAAAAUGACUAGUAAAUUUAAUCUUGAUCCGAAACUCUUUGAGGAAUUCAAUAAAAUGUCGAUGGAAGCUAGUGAAAUUUUUCUCGGAUCGAAAAUAGUCGAGAGAUUUGACAUGCCAACAUCAUUAGAGUUCAUCAGAAAUCAUGUCAGUAAGAAUUUACCACUUGUCAUUCGUAAUGCUUUGACAGAAACAACAGCUUUUAAGAAAUGGAAUUCAAAAUACUUAAGAAAGAUGAUUCCAGAGAAGGAUGUCAAUGUAGCAAUCACACCAAAUGGAUAUGCCGAUGGAAUUGCAAAAAAUAGCAGGGAUGGGAAGGAGUACUUUGUGAUGCCUGAGGAAGCUACAAUGACUAUGAGUGAUUUUUUAGACGCUUUAGAUGACAAAAAAGGACCUGUCCAUUAUAUCCAGCGACAGAACUCAAAUCUUACCGAAGACUUUCCAGAACUCGUCGACGAUCUCGACUAUUCAUUAAUAAAUUUUGCAAAAGAAGCAUUUGAUAAAGAACCAGAUGCAAUAAACUUUUGGAUGGGAGAUUCGAGAGCAGUAUCGUCAAUGCAUAAAGAUCCAUAUGAGAACAUUUAUUGUGUCAUAUCAGGUUUUAAAGAUUUCAUACUUAUUCCACCUGUCGACGUUCAUCUUAUUCCUCGUUUAACAUAUCAAUCUGCAAUUUAUGAGACAGACGAUGAUGGUGUCAUGAGAAUCAAGCCAUUGUUUGAUGACUGUCAAAAGCCAAUAAUGAUUGACUGGGUAUCAAUAGAUCCACUAUCUCCAGACCUGAAAAAAUAUCCACAUUAUCAAAAAGCCAAUGUUCAUCGAGUACGUAUUAAUGCUGGUGACAUUUUAUACCUUCCAACUCUUUGGUAUCAUCACGUUCAGCAGUCACACAAAUGCAUAGCUGUAAAUUAUUGGUUUGACAUGGAGUAUGACUCACGAUAUUGUCUCUUCAAAAUGAUGGAAAGAUUGUGUGGCUAUCAAGUUGAUGAAUGAACACAACGAAUUUGAACUUAUAGACUUUUUCCUACAUUUAUUAAAUAAAUCUGAAUUUAUUGAUGUUGAUUGAAAUUGCACUGUGUUAAAAAGUGAAUAUAAAUUUUGUGAAUUGUAAUAGAGCUGCUGACUGUGUGGAUUAGUCUAGAAUCCAAUGUAACCGAAAUUUAUAUUUAAAUAGCUAUGAACAAUUUUUGCUCAAUGAAGUGAGAUCUAGUAUCGAUAUUGGCUAGUUAUAUUAAGGAAAUUAUUCGUGCCUAGGUUUAGAGAGACACUAAUGGUUGUGUUAAAUAGAAUUUUUGUCAAGCAUUCAGCAGACAGCUCUGACUUGAACAUCAUUAAUCGUUGAAUUUUUCUGAGAUUAAAUUUGACAAUAAAUAAAUAAAGUUGUAUAUUUUUCUUUCCUUUUAAAGU
This is a messenger RNA of Chironomus riparius, 1471 nucleotides long. The record is from the annotation of a GenBank genome assembly. NCBI's taxonomy places the organism in Eukaryota, Metazoa, Arthropoda, Insecta, Diptera, Chironomidae.